Molecule: messenger RNA, 1227 nt
Organism: Trypanosoma theileri
Lineage: Eukaryota; Euglenozoa; Kinetoplastea; Trypanosomatida; Trypanosomatidae
Product: putative DNA topoisomerase III
Exons: 1
Coding region: 1-1227 (408 amino acids)
Molecular function (GO): guanyl-nucleotide exchange factor activity
Source: RefSeq, a predicted model, not a curated record
AUGUCUCAAGGAUCCACAGAAGAUUUACGGACAGUGGAUGAUUUUGUCCUCUCUGAAAUUUUUUAUACUGCGUGCCUGGAGACGCUUUUAUCUGCUUACAUUAUUCCACUUAGUAACACUGCUGGAUUUCCUUCCACUUGUUCUAACACAUUUUCAUCAUUUUCUUGCAGUGAGGAUUUCGGGUCACUACUUUCCACAUUCGGUGUAGACAUUCUUGAGGUAUUAUCCUGCCAUCGCGCUCUCAUUAACGCAUUACAAAUACCCAGACAGAAGGGAAGUAACAGUAGUGCGAAAAGUGAUAAUAUCUCUCCUUAUGAAGCCUUGUUAAAUCAAGAGAAGAAUCCUUGCAGUGAUAUUAUUUAUUUGCUACGCACAGGGGUGCCGGCAAUGCGUGUAGCAUACCAAAAAUACGUUUUAAACUUUGAUACUAAUGUUAAAUUGAGUGAUUUAGCAAGGAGUUUUUUGUCUGCAGAUGUGUGGAACAAAAUUUAUUUUAAUCUUGCUCGUAGUACACUUCUCAAUUCACUUUUCUGUAUGGGAGUGGAUAAAAAGAGUGCAAUACUAUUUUCAGAUUGUUGUAACAUUUCUUUCGAAGCUCUUAUCGUUCUACCUAUUCAGCAUAUCACUCGUUAUCCAAUUUAUGUUAAAGAUUUAAUUGAAGCCCAUAAAGCGUUAGGAUCAGAUGUGAAUUUGACUACUUUUCAAAAUGCAGGCGAAGUUCUGAAAGAUCUAUGGGAUAUGUGUAGUGCGGCUAAUGCGGAACGAACUGCAUAUAUACAACUUCACAGACUAGCUGAACUGGAGAGAAGGUUUGGUCUGACAGGUGUUCCUUCACAAAUCAUAGCUGAGGGUGAUGAUGUGGUAAUGCGGUUUGGCAGGGAAACAAGAACAGGACAGAUUGAAGAGGGACGACGUCAUGUAAGAGUUAUUCUCCUUCAUGAUCAUAUUUUUCUUUUAUUACCACAAAAGGCUAACAGUACAAAUAGUGGAAAGUUAUUGAAAAAGAUACCGCUUACAGCUGUACUUUCUGUACGCAGUGUGAGUACUACAAAGUACUCUACAGUUUAUCUUAGUUACGCCUCUGUUUCUAACGGAGGGUGUUGGAAACGUAAUAAUAAUGUCUACUUUAUUGAGUUGUCAGUCUCGAAUGAAACUGAAGCGAUUCUUUGGGUGCGUGACAUCACUCAGGCAGUGUCUGACUUGUGUUGUCAAACGUUGUAUUUGUAA